Tachysurus vachellii is the source of this 3094-nucleotide messenger RNA. It is a transcript of the gene cd27, whose product is annotated as CD27 molecule. Gene Ontology annotation, molecular function: transmembrane signaling receptor activity; protein binding. Gene Ontology annotation, biological process: signal transduction; immune response; apoptotic process. NCBI's taxonomy places the organism in Eukaryota, Metazoa, Chordata, Actinopteri, Siluriformes, Bagridae. The transcript is spliced from 7 exons. The record is from RefSeq and is a predicted model, not a curated record. The coding region runs from base 1882 to 2682 and encodes 266 amino acids. Gene Ontology annotation, cellular component: membrane; external side of plasma membrane.
GACUAAUGAUGACACCAGAAAUAAAAGUGUAUGCCAGAAGGUACCACAAGUAUAAGGUACACUGGACAAUACCAGCAGUAACAAACAUAUAAUUUCUUUGGAUUACAUUCUGGUACUGCUAACAAUAAGAGCUUGGAUACACUAUAUUAAAUGUUAGCUUUUCAUGAUAAUAAAUACUGUGCUAUUUAUAGUAAUGGUUUGGCCAAUUCUUUGCACAAUUUUCACAUGAUAAUGUUAGCAUGCAAUCUGCAAUAUGCUUAUCUCAUAAUAAGCACUAUUUUCUUUCUUUUCAUUAUUCCAUGUGUUUUGUGCUGUUCUUUCUGUGCAUUUCAGCUCAUGUGAGCUUAGAUCUAUGAUGAAACAACUUCCUUGAUUAAAAAGGUCACAUCUUUACAAGUUUUUUUUUUCCACUUCCUCUGUGUGCUGGGUGCAAGUAGAGAAUUAGAAAGGAAGAGAAUUUAAAAACUUCAGUGUAAUUUAACUCAAUCAUUAAUGGAGUGAGUGGAUUUGUCUAUUCUAUAAAACAUUCAGUGGGUAGUUAUUUUAAAUUUUGGCUGAUGAUAACUUAAAUAAAAUAAUAACUAAUAAUAACUUAUUAAAAUAUUUAUUUUAUGUUUCAGCCUUUUUAAAAUUAAACACGUUUGUAGUCACCACACAGCUCCAGGAUGUCCAGUUUUAUCCUGAGUUCAUUUACUCUUUGUAUGAUGCUCUGCACCACACCAACUUUGUCCAUCCUGCACUGCUCACUGGUCUCACCAUCUCUCAGGGUACAAGGAAGAAGACAUUCAUCAAGGACAGUUGACACACUGUGAUGUUCAAAAACAAAACAUUGAACACGCCCAACUUUCACACUGCAGUAAUCAGAGGAGUCUGCACUCCUUCACUCCCACUGCCUCCAUCCAAAACUCCUUCCAACGAUCCUUCCUGUAACACUGUAUUAUAAAGAUGUUCAGAUAGUGAAGGUAUAUUACACACAUUACAUUUCUAAAAUGUUCAACAUUUAAAAAACAUAACCUAAUUUAAUGCACCAAAUCAUGACUAAGCAUGGGAUAGGAAUAUGACAGUUUUUGACCUCGUGCAGACACUUUUUCUUUUCCUUUACUUUUCUUUUUGUUCUUGUUUCUUUUCUUUAGUUUAAAAAAAAAACCUAUAUCUAAAUAUCUAAAACUGUGGCAUUUAUAAUUACACCCAAAAAAGUUCUCACAAUGUCUGUUAGAGGAACAUGUGCAUGCGUGUGUAUGAGAGAGACUGAGAGAAAUUUAGAAAGCUGAUUCAAUCUAGCUUUGGUACAGAUAUGAUUUAAAUGGUCACAGAGACCGUAAUUGUGCAGGGUGUGGAGCCAUUUCUCACUUUGUGGCCUGAAUUCUAUGAACACAGAAACCUGAAAGAGUGAAGACUAGGUUGUGUUAUUAGUUUACUAUGCAGCAAGAACAGAAGAAACAAAAAUCUCACAUCAUGUGACUGUCAGCUGCCGAAGGUCUGACCUUAAUGGACCUGCCCUUAUUUUACAGUAUGUAGUAAAUUAUAUGUAUGUAUGUAUGUAUGUAUGUAUGUAUGUAUGUAUGUGUAUAUUUGUGGGUGCAUGUAUGUGUGUGUGUAUGUGUGUGUGUAUGUGUGUGGGUGCGUGUUUGUGGGUGUGUGUAUUUGUGGGUGUGCGUGUGUGUGUGUGUGUGUGUGUGUGUGUGACAGAGAGGGAGAGAGAUAAAUAAAAAAAAAGAGAGAGAGUUUAUGGGGGUUAUUGUUUUGGAAUCAGAUUUUGAAAAUGUUAAUGGAAACAGUGAAGGAGGAAAGCAGGUUAAGAAGCUCGCGAGAGUGCAGAAUUGUGCAUAGGGGGUCGCGUAACGUAAGAGUUUGAUAUUAGUCAUACAGUAUGUGACAUUUAUGACAAGGCCACUUCUUAUAACUUCAUGUUCAGAAGCUUCUGGGGGUCCUUCUCGUACAUACCUCAAUCGUCUGUUACUCUCUCAUCCUAAGAUGCUGAUCUUGUGGUGUGGUUUUCUUCUUUUGAUCCACUUCUUCUGCCAUGUCCAUCCACAGGAGUGUGACACUUCUUGGCAAUAUAAAUAUAAAAAGGAUGUUUUAAAAUGCUGCAUGAAAUGUAAACCAGGUGAACGCAUGGAGAAGGGAUGUACAAAAGAUUCUGAGACAGUGUGUAAACCAUGCAAUCCUGACUUCUACAUGGAUGAAUGCAGCAGAGAAAUGGAAUGCAAAAGAUGCACUCAAUGCACCAAAGAACACAUGGUGUAUAAGGUGAACUGCUCUAAAAGCUCUAAUGCGGUGUGUGGCUGUGAGAGGGGAUAUCAAUGCAGCGGUAAUCCCUGUACAGAUUGUGAGAAAAUCCCAGCACCAACAACGCCAACAACAACAACAACAAGAACAACGACAACAACAUCAACAUCAACAUCAACAGUAACCUCAACUACCAAAAAACCUCAGCAAACACUGUCCCAAGACAUUGUGUGGAUUACUCUGAGUCUGUGUUGUGUGUGCAUUCUGCUUACCUGUUUCAUUCUCAUCAGCAGAACCACACUUGCAUAUGGAUGGAUCAUGUUGGCUACAGCUGGUUGUUUUUGGCGGUCAGAGAAAACGUCCACUGAAUCCAGUCAGUGCACAAUGGAUGAAGAAGUGCCGAUGCCAGUACAGGAGAUGUGUGGGCACAAAGAAUGGCAAGAAGAGGUCUGAGGGAGACAGAGGGAAGCGGCGAGGACGAGGCAGGAAAAGGCACAUAAGAGUGUGGAUUGACUAUUCACUGUAAAGUCUUAGAAAAUAGCGUGUGCAGGGAGGACCGAGAGACACACUCAUCCUGCCACAAUUGGGAUACUGAGAGAGGAGGAAAAGGAAAUUCCACUAUAUCACACAUUUAAACUACUCAAUUUUCCAAGGAAACUGGGUUUUAUAUCUAAUUUAAUAUCACAUUUAAAAAAGGAGGUGGCACAGAGUUCUAUCUAUUUGUGAAGGCAUUGUGUGUGUGUGUGUGCAUCGUACCCUGCAAUAAUCUGGAGUCCCAUCCAGGGUGUAGUCGUGCCUCACACCCAGUUUUUCCACAAUAGGUUCUGGUUUUAUGACUAUUGGAGAUGAAUAGUUCAUUUUUUUA